Molecule: messenger RNA, 1050 nt
Organism: Cordyceps fumosorosea ARSEF 2679
Lineage: Eukaryota; Fungi; Ascomycota; Sordariomycetes; Hypocreales; Cordycipitaceae
Product: Cyclin-related protein
Exons: 2
Coding region: 1-1050 (349 amino acids)
Biological process (GO): regulation of transcription by RNA polymerase II; regulation of cyclin-dependent protein serine/threonine kinase activity
Cellular component (GO): transcription factor TFIIK complex; nucleus
Molecular function (GO): cyclin-dependent protein serine/threonine kinase regulator activity
Source: RefSeq, a predicted model, not a curated record
AUGGCCACCGAGGACGAGCGCUAUCGCCAGUCGAGCCAAUUCCGCCUCUGGUCCUUCUCCCAGGCCGGCCUGAGGGAGCUCCGCGAGAAAACAAACGCGCUCGCCCAGCAGCAGAUCGCCGCCCGCCUCGGCGCCGACGCGCCGCCCGACUUCCUCACGCCCGACGAGGAGGUGCGCCUCGUCAAGUUCUUCACCGUCGAGCUGAUCCGCGCCGGCCAGUUCUGCGACCUCCCGACCGAGAUCCGCUCCACCGCCGCCGUCUUCCUGCGCCGCUUCUACGUGACCAACUCGGUCAUGACCUACCCGCCGACCGAGCUGCUCAAGACGUCGCUCUUCUUCGGCUGCAAGGCCGAGGGCUUCUACAUGCGCUCCGCCAAGUUCGCCGACAAGUUCCCCAACACCACGGGCGAGCAGAUCCUCGCCGGCGAGUUCCUCCUCUGCCAGGGUAUCAGGUUCGCCUUUGACGUCAGGCACCCCUUUCGGGCCCUCGAGGGCGCCGUCCUCGAGCUGCGGCGGCAGCUGCCGGCCGAGAAGGACCGGAUAGGCGCGGCGCACGUGCGGGCGCGAGAGAUCCUCAAGUUCAGCGCGGUGAUCACGGACGUGUACUUUUACUACGCCCCUAGCCAGAUCAUGAUGGCCGCGCUGCUGAUGACGGACGCCGGCCUCGUCGACGUCCUGAUCCCCCUGCCCGAGGCGUCCGACGACAAGGCGACGGAGCAAACAGCGAUGCGGAACAAGAUAUUCGCGGCCUUGGAGGCCUGCCGGAAAAUGCUCGAGGAAGAGCCUCCCGCACGCAUGACGGAGUAUUGGGGAGCGCCCGAGACUGUCAAGUCGAUGAAGCCCCUGCGUAAGAAGCUACAGAAAUGCAGGGACCCCGAUCGAGCGAAUCUGGUGGCGCUCCAGCAGGCGCGCCGCGCACAAGCGGCCGUCAAGUCGAAGAAGCCCGACGCGCCGGCAGACGGUGUCCUCGGAACGGAUCCGGAAUCCCGCGAGGCCAAGCGGAGGAAACUCGCCGCCGCGGAUGACGUAUUCGGGCCAGCUCUAGGUUGA